CAAAAUGGGAGAAGAGAAACGAGGCGAAGGGGAAAAAGGGUAAGGAAACCAGCGAGCGAUCCAGGGAGGCCGUAGCCCGUAGCGACCAUGUCGAUUGCUCCGUCGAGCUCGCUCCGUGCCCUGGUCGUCCCCAUCCUCCCCUCCGUCUCCUCCUCGCCCUCUGCUCGCCCAGGGCUCCGCGGAGUGGCGGCACCGGUGCAGCACGCGCGGGCGCGGCGGCGGAGGGGGGCGGCGGUCGUGGCGCGGGCGGCGGCGCUGCCGUCGGACGCCGAGUGGCUGGAGCGGCUGCCGGAGAAGAAGAAGCCGCUGUACACGCACAGCCUGCCGUGCAUCGAGGCGUGGCUGCGCAGCAUCGGGUUCUCCCAGACCCGCGAGGACCGCGCCGUCUGGGUCGCCGAGAUGCCCCUCUGGCACGCCCGCCUCAGCCUCGACGUCACUGACCUCCACAUCAGGUACUUGAAGAGCGGCCCUGGGAAUCUUGACAAGGACGUAGAGAGGAGAUUCAGCUAUGCCCUUAGCAGAGAAGACAUCGAGAACGCAAUACUUGGAGGACCUUAAUCUCAUCAGGCCAUCAGAGGCUCAAGAUUAGAAGUUCUUGCAGGAUCUUAGCUUAUGGGCAGCGCAGUAGGUGCAUGCUCUUUCAUGAGUGACUAAGAAAAGCUCUGCCCUGCUGCUGAUUGGUCGUUCGACGUCCAUCAGGAAGGAGCUUUGCUUAAGUUCCCUUCAGUCAUUUGUACAAGAGAAAAUUAAUUAUGUAUCUCAAUUUCAUUUGUAAUAAUUCAAUGUGCUUAAGGAUGAGACGUCCAGCUGAUAAUUUGGCAAUUUAUUUAAGCUGCAACUACUGUUGAGUAGUACUCCAGCAGUUUUAGCUAUA
This is a messenger RNA of Oryza sativa Japonica Group (Japanese rice), 874 nucleotides long. RefSeq lists its product as uncharacterized. The record is from RefSeq and is a predicted model, not a curated record. Lineage: Eukaryota; Viridiplantae; Streptophyta; Magnoliopsida; Poales; Poaceae.